Molecule: messenger RNA, 1390 nt
Organism: Panonychus citri (citrus red mite)
Lineage: Eukaryota; Metazoa; Arthropoda; Arachnida; Trombidiformes; Tetranychidae
Gene: Alg14
Product: UDP-N-acetylglucosamine transferase subunit ALG14 homolog
Exons: 2
Coding region: 244-885 (213 amino acids)
Biological process (GO): dolichol-linked oligosaccharide biosynthetic process
Cellular component (GO): UDP-N-acetylglucosamine transferase complex
Source: RefSeq, a predicted model, not a curated record
UAAUUGUUUUGAUUGUUUUGUUUUAUUAAUUAAUCAAUCAAUCAGAGUUUUUGAUUGAUUUAUUGGUGGUUUUUGAUUGUCUUUUUACUUGAAUCUUUUUCGUUGAUGUGAUUUGUGGCUGAAUGUGAUGAAUUUGGCUUACAAUUAGGCGAAAGGUGAUCAACUGAAUUUUUAAUAAUUUAUUGAAAAAUCUUUGUUGGUACAUCUUCAGUUGUUGGAUUAUCUUUGAGGGAUUGCUUGGAAAUGAAUCUAAUCGCUUAUUUGUUGACCUCAACGCCGGUUGCAAGUAUUUUGGGUUUACUUGGGUUAAUUGUUGUAUCAAUUAUAAUUUACUCAUUAUAUUUGUCUAAUUAUCGGAGAAAACGUGAUCAAUCGUUUGUAAAUACCUGUGUUAUUCUUGGACCUGGUGGACAUUGCAAAGAAAUGCUCACAUUAUUGGAGAGAGUAAAUUUUGUUUCCAAAUAUAAACCGGUAACUUUUAUCAUUGGAAUUGAAGAUAAAUUGUCAACCGAGAAAUUAAAGAAUAGCAAUUUACCAAUUGACAAAUCAAGAAUACAAUUCAUCCGAAGGAGUCGACAUGUUGGCCAGAGUUAUUUCAGUUCCAUCUUCACCACACUGAUUUCCCUUUUCGAUUCAAUCAAAAUCAUGUACAAUUAUAAAUGUGAUCUUCUAAUUUGCAAUGGACCUGGAACUUGUAUUCCUCCGAUGAUAAUUGCUUAUUUAAUUCAUCGACCAACAAUUAUCUUCGUUGAGAGUUUCUGUCGAGUUAAAUCACUAUCAUUAUCUGGUAGAAUCGCCAUUUACUUUGCUGAUCAUGUUCUUGUUCAAUGGGAAGAAUUAACCAAAAAAUAUCCUAAAUGUAAAUACAUUGGAUUGUUGGUAUAAAUCAAACAUAAUCCAAGGUAAUUGACAAAAUUAGUAUUUAAUUUUUUAUUCUUUUUUUUAACCAAAUUAACUAAUCAAUUUUUGUUAUACACAAAAUGACAAACAAAUGUUAGUAUAAAAAAAUUACCAUUCAAAAUAAAUACGAUUUUGAAUUGACUUUGAGUCAAAAAAAACAUAGUGAUGAUAUUAAGAUGAAUAUGAUCAGAGUUGGAUGAGGAGUUUGAUUAACAUUAAUGUGAUGAUUUUGUUUAUAAGAAAAAUAUUGUUACGAAGUUAUAGUUAAUUCAACUUAACGACGACUAUGUGUAUCUCUGUGAAGGAGAGGACGACAGAGUUUAAGGCCCAAUUGUGUAGUUAAACACUGAGAUAAAUCAUGAAGAUUGAUUUCCUGAUUGUUUCUUGAUGAAUUGAUUGUACAAAGAAAAAAAUUAUUUAUAAUAUAUAUAAAUGUGUAUAUACUGUGUUUGGAUAUUCAAUUGUAAAAUAAAAGUCUUUUAAAUGUUGA